CCCAGAAAAGAAAACACUCCUGAGAAGACCCCAGCAGACUGUGACCCGCGCAUCCACCGUGUGUCCUCACCUCUGCAGCGGGGCUGAGCGAGCAGACAGGCCGGUGUUGUUGACGUCGCCAGGUCGGUGAAUAAAGCGGAAAAGAGGGGAGGGGGACGCAGCUGUCCGCCGCUGGAUCUGCACCGCAACGUAUCUGCGCAGCAACAAAGAGGCUGAACCGAAAACAACCAUCACAACCACCAGUGUUCAGCAACAUGUUAACGUUUCCCGUUAACGGCGUCCUGUGCACGCUCGCCCUGCUGAUGCUGUGGCGGGCGGAGGAGCUGGCGGAGGCGUGCAGCUGCGCUCCGGUUCAUCCGCAACAGGCGUUCUGCAACGCCGACGUAGUGAUUCGAGCGAAGGUUGUGGGGGAGAGGGAGGUGGACUCAGGGAACGAUGUCUACGGGAACCCCAUCAAGAGGAUCCAGUAUGAGGUCAAACAGAUCAAGAUGUUCAAGGGCCCUAACCAGGACAUCGAGGCUGUGUUCACCGCUCCAGUGUCCGCUGUGUGUGGCGUUACCCUGGAUGCCGCUGGCAAGAAGGAGUACCUGAUCUCAGGCAAGGCCGAGGCCGGCGGGAAGAUGCAUGUGACCCUGUGUGAUUACAUCAUGCUCUGGGACUCCUUGAGCGCCACCCAGAAGAAGAGCCUCAGCCAGCGCUACCAGAUGGGCUGUGAAUGCAAGAUCGUGCGCUGCCCCUCUCUGCCCUGUGAGAUCUCGGCUCCCGAGGAGUGUCUGUGGACGGACCUGAUGAUCGAGAAGCAGGUGCACGGGCGGCAGGCCAACCACUACGCCUGCGUGAAGCGGGCGGACGGCUCCUGCUCCUGGUACCGCGGCGUCGCACUGCCCAAGAAGGAGUUCCUGGACGCCGAGGACCCCUAGGGCACUCGGCACGCCUGACCGCUCACUGCACAGCCUGACGGAAAAAAAUGUAAACGAUUCCAUUGACAUGAAAUAUAACCGCAUCAGGCAAAGUGAUUUUUUUGAUAUGAAAAGUAAAGCUAAUGUGACUGAAAUGACCCGCUGGUCUGAAAACAAUCUCCAGCCUCUCUUUGUGUUUGUCGUCUCGAAGCGUUUCAGUCGGAGCUGGAGCCACUUUCCACCUCAGCGGGGCUCGACGGAGGCUCGGAGGUUGUUCUCAGACACAGCGUCUCUGUAAAAGCAGAUAAAAUAGCAUCAAGAGACAUAGACUGGUCAAGUGAUGAUGUAACUUCCUCCUGAGGCUGGCUUCAGGAGGAUUUAUAAAUUCUUGUUGAGACAGAGCACUUCCUGCCCGGCAAAGCUCUUCUGCAGCUCUGCUCCCCGAAAUCAAAUCCCCUUCUCUACGGACGAUCAUGCGUUACCCAUCGUCUUUCUUCUUUUAUUACCUCAUUCUCCAUUUUAUUCCAAAGCCAAAUUCCAAGUUGCCUUUUUUUUAAAUGAUUGUCUGCCUCUCUGCCGAAACUAUUAGUAUACUGCUUCUUUCAUCCUCUCUGCUGGGAGCUGUUUGGCCACCGGAGACAUCGGACACCCCCUCACGAUUAUUAUUGUUUCACGAUUCAUCUCGCAUAGGCUGACGUUUCCUGGUUUUUCGUCCGGUGUAGUUCUAAAAGUGAUUUGUAACAGCAGCCUGUGACCGUCACGGGCCUCACUGGACCAGUCUAUGCUGUGUGAGGAUGAGCGCUCUAAAUUUAAACCUGCUUAUGAGGAGAAAAAUAACAAAACCAUCCCUCUUCUUUUAUCUUCUUCUUCUUCUUCUUCUUCAGAUCUUCACCUCUCUCCCUCCUUUGUCCCCACUAUGUAGCUGUACAGUACCUAUGCAUAUACUUUUGUUGUUACUUGAUGAUUAUUAUUUACUGCAUUAGAACUAGAUUUGCACUUUUUUGAGGAUGAGUUCCAGUAAAGACGAGAGCCUGAGCACUCUGAUGUGACAGUUGUUAUCUUUCGCCCAGACCGACAGAUCCGCCCUCAGGUGCAGAUUUUGCCUAUUUUGAGUGCUUUUAUUUUGGUGAGUUCCCACUUCACGGAAGCAAGCGUAUCCUUGUCAUCUUCGUCGUGACAGAUAAAAAAAAAAAACGGUGAAAGCAGUGAAAGAGAAGAAAACAAAAAAGGUGGUGUGUGCGAGGUUCGGAUAUAAGGGAUAAUUUUUUUAGAAGAUUUUAUGUAUGAAAGAUAAACAAAGUUUGAGGGAUGUUAUUUCAGUGUCUUUGUAUUAUCUGUAAAUGUGCAAACAGCAGUUUCAUGAUUUGCCAAUAUAUUUCAUCUCAUGAGUAAUAAUGUCUUUUCCACGCUUAAUGUUCGCUUUGACUCGUCUUUCCUGCUCCUUCCAGUUAUUAAUGAAAAGCUUUAUCGCUGUCCUAGAAAGCAAGUUACUCAAUUGAAGUUUACAGUGCUGUUUUAUACACCUCAAGCUACAUUAACAAAAAAAUAUAUAUAUGAUGGAGUAUUAGAGGCAUAAUUUAAAAGUAAACUCUUUCCAUUUUCCAUUACUUUGUAUUUUUUCAGUGUUAUUAUUAUACCUGUCAUGAUUUUUUUUUGUGUGUUUUUCGCUGUCUAUGUCUACGAUGUCUGUAGCUGUAGUGUUGAGAUGAGAAGGUCCUCUUGCGCUGGAAUAACGCGAGAGUGAGAGCGAUUAAUCCUGUUUGGAGAGAAAUGAGAAAUGGGUAUCCUGUGUGAAUAGAGGCCUGUGCAUGUGUUCGAUGCUUUGUGUAAGUCCGGGCGAAGGACUAAAAAAAUAUUCAGUAUUAUCGAAUAAAAACCACCUGUUUGAAAGAAUAAA
Messenger RNA from Pleuronectes platessa (European plaice), 2796 nucleotides. It is a transcript of the gene timp2a, whose product is annotated as TIMP metallopeptidase inhibitor 2a. Lineage: Eukaryota; Metazoa; Chordata; Actinopteri; Pleuronectiformes; Pleuronectidae. Gene Ontology annotation, biological process: negative regulation of membrane protein ectodomain proteolysis; negative regulation of endopeptidase activity. Gene Ontology annotation, cellular component: extracellular matrix. Gene Ontology annotation, molecular function: metalloendopeptidase inhibitor activity; protease binding. Bases 255 to 920 code for a protein of 221 amino acids. The transcript has 5 exons. The record is from RefSeq and is a predicted model, not a curated record.